GAAAACCUAUUAUCCAAUUAGCGGCGUUAGGCAAGGGGUCGUCCUUGACACGGCAAUUUCCCAAUUAGAAAGAAACACGUGAAUUUGCUCCCCUACUUAGAGACCAGGAAAUGGGGCAUUCGUGUCUUCACACAAUUAGACACCUCUGUGUGUAGAGAAAAAAAAAAACAGUGGGGGAACCACGACUACCAGAAAUAUGCACGCGUUAGUGAACGCCUUCAUGCGCUGCCUCUCCUUCCUCUUGCCUCCUUCUUGGCUUUGUGUGAGCUUUUACUUGUGGGUUGGGAAUGACUGCGAAGAGACGCUGCCGCAGCCCAAUCCCAGAGCUCGUUUCAAAAGUAGAAAGCCUCUUACAUAUGAGGAAGUAGCAGCAGUAGCAGCGGUAGAAGCACAGGGAGGCUCCAACCCGUCGGUUUCACCAGGUCCAGGCUGCGUCUCGCUGGCUGCUGAAAGCCCCGUUGCUCCUCAGGGCCCUCUGACGGGUCGGAUCUGGAUCGGGGGUCUCUGGCGAGCCGUGGAGCGAGUCUUCGGAGCCCCCUGGGUUAUUCUCCGCCAUCACUGGUGCCCGAAGAAAGGUCUGGCAGCUUCGCGCACCCCGUAUCCUAUCCGUGCCUUCGAGACGAGUCAGAUUAAAAGCUUCCAGGGAGGCGCUGCUGUAACCGAGGACUGGAACGGACCAGGUGAAGCCACCUUGACUUGGAACAUGAGUGGGUCGGAGGGGAUCCCCGAUUUGAACCCAGCAGAGUGCGCCUUAGAGGCGUCAGUGGACCAGAGCAACGAUGAGGUCAUUACUGUGGACCCGCUCUCGCAGGAGAUGGGGACGGUGACGAUAACGGUGGCGAUACAGGCGGCGGAGGACGAAGAGCCGGAGGAAGUGCUGUCUAAUAAUAUUGACUUCCUCGGAGGCAGCUGUAGCGAGGACGAUAUCGGAAGACAUGACAAAUCAAGUGGUGCAGGCACCAGUGGAGGGGAGUUGGAGGAGGAGAGCUGGCAGCCCCCAGAUUCGGAGCUCAUCCAGAAACUGGUCGCUCAGAUUGAGUAUUACCUGUCUGACGAGAACCUGGAGCACGAUGCCUUCCUGCUCAAGCAUGUCAGACGAAAUAAACUCGGAUUUGUCAGCGUCAAGUUGCUCACAUCAUUCAAAAAGGUGAAACACUUGACUCGUGACUGGAGAACGACUGCUUAUGCUCUGAAUCACUCGAAGAUACUUGAGCUGAAUGAUGAGGGGCGCAAGGUGCGGCGUAAAUCCGCAGUGCCGGUCUUUGCCAGUGAGUCGUUGCCCAGCCGCAUGCUGCUGUUGAGCGACUUGCAGAGGUGGCCCGAGCUGGCUGCUCUCACUAAGGAUAAUGAAAGCAGUGAGGGAGGAGCCACUCAGCAGGAACAGCUGAUGAAGCUGUUGCUAAAAGCGUUUGGGACGUAUGGAGCGAUUGCCUCCGUUAGAGUCCUGAAGCCAGGAAAGGACCUGCCAGCAGACCUGAAGAGGCUAAGUGGGCGCUACAGUCAGUUAGGCACAGAGGAAUGCGCCAUUGUGGAGUUUGAGGAGGUGGAAGCGGCUGUUAAAGCCAAUGAAGCUGUAGGGAGUGAGGAUGGAGGAACUGGUUCACUGGGGUUGAAAGUAGUGCUGAUUGGAACCAAGCCACCGAAGAAGAAGGUGCCCAAAGAGCGUCCUCAUGAGGAGGGAGGGAUGCGCAAAAGCCGCUCUCUCAACAGCAGAGUACGGGAGCUUCAAUACCACGGGGACGAUUCGGCAUGCAGCUCCUCAGAUACAGAAAGCAACCCCACGUCGCCCAGGCUGGCUAGAAAGUCUCAAUCCUGCAACAAGCUCAGCCCCACCACUGCCGGCAUCAGCUUCCAGAACAAUCACCUAAGCCCUGGUAUGUCCCCACGUAACAGCCCCUGGUCUAGUCCCCGUGGCAGUCCUUGUCCUCAACGCAAAUCUCCCCAUUCCCAUAAGUCCCCCUUAGCCAGUGAGGGCAGACUGAGCCCUGAGCCUGGCCGCCGCUGGGCAGACUACUCCUCAGACAGUAGCCUCACCCCAUCGGGCAGUCCGUGGGUUCAACGACGCAAGCAGGUGGCGUCGCAGGAGAGCAGUCCAGUUGGCAGCCCCAUGCUGGGCAGAAAGAUCCAGAAUGCUGAUGGGCUUCCUCCAGGAGUGAUGAGGCUGCCCCGGGGUCCCGAUGGAACCCGCGGCUUUCACUGCAUCACUGUUGCUGAGCGGGGAAAGACUGCUGCUACUCAGACUUGAUGCGCAGCGUGUAAUUAUGCAGAAACAAAAUGAUCUAUUGGAAAUGAAUACAAGCUGUUCUUGGCCAUGUUGCUCAGCCCACCUCCUACAUUUGAGACUGUGUAGAUACAUUUUUGUUGAGUGCAACAGUUUUCAGUCUUUGUUAUAUUUUUAUACAACUUUUUGAGUUACCAUGGUAACAUUAGGGAUUACCAAUGGAAAUUUUGAGUAAAUGUAAACUGAUAUGGCUUUGAAAGGAAAUUACAUACACCAUGAAAUGGAUCGUGUUUCCUCCAUUUCUUGUUCUACUUGGAAGUUGGAGAACAAAUUCCACUUUUGUUUUUCCUUUUUUCUUAAAUCAAAGUGUCUUGUCUACUGUGUAAAAGCUCGCAACUUUAUCUGUGGAUGGUGUAUAAAUGUAAGUGGCAUAGGCACAUGGAGCUGAUAGCAAUAUCACCAUAUGCCUUUUGUGUAUGUGUCCAACGUGAAUUCCAGUUUGUUUUGUUUUUUUUAAACAUGUUUAAACCAAGGCCAUAAUCACUCCACUGCCAUACAGACUGGACAUUAACUUCAGUUUUUAUUUUUCCAUUUUUUAAUUUGAUUAUUUUCAGUAUGCUUUGGCACCUAGUAAGGGACUCUGUAUGUGUUCAGCAGAUGGCUGCUUUAUUUAUUUUCUUUUUAAGCAUUUUUCUUACUUUGUUUUCUUUUCAUGCCAUGUUUUCAGUCUAAGCUCACAGUGAGGUUUGAGGGAUGUUCAGGUCAGGUGGAAUAGAUGCUCUUAUGUUCUUGCCUUCACAUCUGAGCUCGGGUAUUUGUACAUUUGAAAUUCCUAUUGUACAAAUAAAUCACUGAAAUUGCAA
Melanotaenia boesemani (Boeseman's rainbowfish) is the source of this 3084-nucleotide messenger RNA. RefSeq names its product La ribonucleoprotein 6, translational regulator a (gene larp6a). Gene Ontology annotation, molecular function: mRNA binding. Bases 197 to 2245 code for a protein of 682 amino acids. Gene Ontology annotation, cellular component: nucleus. NCBI's taxonomy places the organism in Eukaryota, Metazoa, Chordata, Actinopteri, Atheriniformes, Melanotaeniidae. The transcript is spliced from 3 exons. Gene Ontology annotation, biological process: RNA processing. The record is from RefSeq and is a predicted model, not a curated record.